CACAUCGUCAUCACAUCAAAUCCGUCGCACCAGACCAAAGCACCCCACCCCACUCCAGUCCACGCUCCAAACCCUCACGCCCCCACCUCACCGCCGCCGGACGGCGACCCCUCCCCGGCCGGGAUCGGCGGCCAGGCGAGCUCGGGCGCCCACGGCUAGCCCCGAUCUUCGGGGAUCCACGCGCGGCUCGGCUGCAGCCGGCGAGCGCGAGGUCGACUGCGGGGGAGGCCGCGGCCUAGGUGUACGGGAUCGGGCGGCGGCCGCUGCGACGGCGAGCUCUCUCGGCUGCGUGACCGCCGGCGUGGUGCGGGGGACUGUGGCAUCCAAGAGCUUCAUUCUCAAGUUUGGAUGUUGAAGGGGUUCAGGAAGUAGAGCACACCAGGAUGUCUGUCAAGUGUUCCAUUACUAUUAUCAUCCAACUUCUCUUCUGCUAUAUGCUUUGUCAGCCAUGCUAUGGCACAUUAAGUGACAUCCAAUGCCUAAAGAGACUGAAGGAAUCAGUUGACCCAAACAAUAAAUUGGAAUGGACAUUUACUAACACUACUGAGGGAUCUAUAUGCGGAUUCAAUGGCGUGGAGUGCUGGCAUCCUAAUGAAAACAAGAUUCUUUCUCUUCAUCUUGGCAGCAUGGGUCUUAAGGGCCAUUUCCCUGAUGGGCUUGAGAAUUGUAGUAGCAUGACUUCACUGGAUCUCUCGAGCAACAGCCUUUCCGGUCCAAUCCCAGCUGACAUCUCAAAACAGCUGCCAUUCAUUACAAACCUUGAUCUAUCUUAUAAUAGUUUCUCAGGGGAGAUUCCAGAAUCCCUAGCUAAUUGUACUUAUCUAAAUAUUGUCAAUUUGCAAAAUAACAAAUUAACUGGAGCAAUCCCAGGGCAGCUUGGUAUUCUAUCUCGCCUAAGCCAGUUUAAUGUUGCCAACAAUCAACUGUCAGGGCCGAUACCUUCAUCUUUCGGCAAAUUCGCGUCAUCCAAUUUUGCAAAUCAAGACCUCUGUGGGAGACCUCUGAGCAAUGAUUGCACUGCCACUUCAAGCAGCCGUACAGGGGUCAUUAUUGGUUCUGCUGUUGGUGGUGCAGUUAUAAUGUUUAUAAUAGUUGGUGUUAUCCUGUUCAUUUUCUUGCGGAAAAUGCCUGCCAAGAAGAAGGAAAAGGAUUUGGAAGAGAAUAAGUGGGCAAAGAAUAUCAAGAGUGCAAAAGGAGCGAAGGUAUCCAUGUUUGAGAAAUCAGUUGCAAAGAUGAAGUUAAAUGAUCUGAUGAAGGCAACAGGUGAUUUUACUAAGGAUAAUAUUAUUGGAUCUGGUCGAUCAGGAACUAUGUACAAAGCUACACUCCCAGAUGGUUCAUUCCUUGCUAUCAAGAGGCUACAGGAUACUCAACAUUCCGAGAGUCAAUUUGCAUCUGAGAUGUCAACAUUGGGAAGUGUAAGGCAGCGCAACUUACUUCCUCUUUUAGGCUAUUGUAUUGCUAAGAAAGAGAGGCUCUUGGUAUACAAGUAUAUGCCCAAGGGUUCACUCUAUGAUCAGCUACACCAACAGACUAGUGAGAAAAAGGCAUUGGAGUGGCCAUUGAGGCUCAAAAUUGCCAUUGGGUCUGCUAAAGGUUUGGCAUGGCUUCACCACAGUUGCAAUCCCCGCAUCCUUCACCGGAACAUUAGUUCGAAGUGCAUAUUACUCGAUGAUGACUAUGACCCUAAAAUUUCUGAUUUUGGGUUGGCAAGGCUUAUGAACCCCAUCGACACCCACCUGAGCACAUUUGUCAACGGUGAAUUUGGAGACUUGGGGUAUGUAGCUCCUGAGUAUGCACGUACCCUCGUGGCCACUCCAAAAGGGGAUGUUUAUAGCUUUGGAGUUGUGUUGCUUGAACUUGUCACUGGUGAAGAGCCCACACAGGUGAAAAAUGCCCCGGAAAACUUCAAAGGAAGUUUGGUGGAUUGGAUAACAUACCUGUCAAACAAUGCUAUCCUUCAGGAUGCAGUUGAUAAGUCCUUGAUUGGAAAGGAUCAUGAUGCUGAGCUGCUUCAAUUCAUGAAGGUUGCAUGCUCGUGUGUGCUUUCCGCUCCAAAGGAAAGACCGACAAUGUUUGAGGUUUACCAGCUAAUGAGAGCUAUUGGAGAGAAAUACCAUUUUAGCGCUGCAGACGAUGAAUUGACGAUGCAGCCGCAGAAUGCUGAAGCCGAAAAGCUUGAUGAGCUUAUUGUAGCAAACUAGAUGAGGGUGAUGAAUGGAUGUUGCUCAGAUGCAGUAGCUACUGUGAAGCUUCUAGAUAAUCAGGGUGAUCCGAACUGAAUGGAAUCCUGCUCAGUAUAUUUUUUCCAGCAAUUGCACUGCUGAGCAACACUAGGUAAAGCUGUAAGCUCCAAGAUAUGCAUGCCAUUUGGUUUGUAAGAUCUGUAUCAAUUAGCCAUGUUAAAACUUUUUCUGUACAUUCUUGCCUUGCUGUGUACUAUCUCUAGGAUUGGCAUGUCCUGCUGUUGUAAGAUGGAUCAACUGUAUCAGCAUCCGAAUUUAGUUGUAGUAGCUCUUAGAUUUAGCAAUGUUGAACAGUACUACUGGGUUGUUGAUCCUCCACAUUUUUUUCGGUGCGUUCCUUUGUCAUUUUUGUUAGUUAAUGUGGAGUGAGCCCCUACAAUAAUCUGAUGA
Messenger RNA from Oryza sativa Japonica Group (Japanese rice), 2636 nucleotides. RefSeq names its product probably inactive leucine-rich repeat receptor-like protein kinase At5g48380. Gene Ontology annotation, biological process: protein phosphorylation. NCBI's taxonomy places the organism in Eukaryota, Viridiplantae, Streptophyta, Magnoliopsida, Poales, Poaceae. The record is from RefSeq and is a predicted model, not a curated record. Gene Ontology annotation, molecular function: protein kinase activity; ATP binding; protein binding.